Molecule: messenger RNA, 11178 nt
Organism: Oenanthe melanoleuca
Lineage: Eukaryota; Metazoa; Chordata; Aves; Passeriformes; Muscicapidae
Gene: BTBD9
Product: BTB domain containing 9
Exons: 13
Coding region: 163-2034 (623 amino acids)
Biological process (GO): circadian behavior; modulation of chemical synaptic transmission; adult locomotory behavior
Molecular function (GO): protein binding
Source: RefSeq, a predicted model, not a curated record
CUGACGUCAGCGCGCCGCCGGGUGACGUGUGCACGGCGGCGGGGCGGGGGGAGGAGGCCUCGGCGGCGGCGGGGCCGGAAAUGGUCCAGUUGUUGCUGUGCAGCUGGAUGUUGCUGAAUGGUGUUUCUAUGAGCUUGCUGUUCCAUCUGUCUGUUGUUCAGAAUGGCGAAGAACCCUAAUUUCCCAGAAGCAGGGAAUCUGCCUACAGGCUACCCUCACUGUAGGUCAGACAACUUCCCUGGCUACCAGUAUCACCAUCCCUCCAAGAUGAGUAACAGCCACCCACUUCGUCCGUACACGGCUGUGGGGGAGAUCGACCACGUUCACAUCCUGUCAGAGCACAUUGGUGCUCUAAUGAACGGGGAGGAAUACAGUGACGUUACCUUUAUUGUGGAAAAGAAGCGUUUUCCAGCGCACAGAGUCAUCCUGGCUGCUAGAUGCCAUUAUUUCAGAGCAUUAUUGUAUGGAGGAAUGAGAGAAUCUCAGCCUGAAGCAGAAAUUCCUCUUCAGGACACCACUGCAGAAGCAUUUACCAUGCUGUUGAAAUAUAUUUACACUGGUCGUGCUACGCUACGAGAUGAGAAAGAAGAGGUUCUUCUUGACUUCCUAAGCCUAGCACAUAAAUAUGGAUUCCCAGAACUGGAGGAUUCCACAUCUGAGUAUCUUUGCACAAUACUUAAUAUUCAGAAUGUCUGUAUGACUUUUGAUGUUGCCAGUCUUUAUUCUCUUCCCAAAUUAACUUUUAUGUGCUGUAUGUUCAUGGAUAGAAAUGCCCAAGAGGUGCUCUCCAGUGAAGGCUUCCUGUCGCUUUCUAAGGCUGCUCUUCUAAGUAUUGUACUGAGAGACUCAUUUGCAGCUCCUGAAAAGGACAUUUUCCAAGCUUUGAUGAACUGGUGUAAGCAUAAUCCUAAGGAAAACCACGCUGAAAUCAUGCAAGCAGUACGUUUGCCACUAAUGAGUCUAACAGAACUGCUGAAUGUUGUAAGACCUUCUGGAUUGUUGUCACCUGAUGCCAUCCUAGAUGCCAUUAAGAUUCGUUCUGAGAGUCGGGACAUGGACCUCAACUACAGGGGCAUGUUAAUACCAGGGGAGAAUAUAGCAACAAUGAAGUAUGGGGCACAAGUUGUAAAAGGGGAGCUGAAGUCUGCUCUGUUGGAUGGAGAUACUCAGAACUACGACCUGGAUCAUGGAUUCUCUCGCCACCCGAUCAACGACGACUGCCGGUCCGGGAUUGAGAUUAAACUGGGCCAGCCCUCAAUAAUCAACCACAUACGAAUUCUCCUGUGGGACAGAGACAGUCGGUCCUAUUCCUACUACAUUGAGGUGUCCAUGGAUGAGCUGGACUGGAUUCGGGUUAUAGAUCACUCGAAAUACCUCUGUCGGUCCUGGCAGAACCUGUAUUUCCCUGCCCGUGUCUGCAGGUAUAUUCGAAUUGUUGGGACCCACAACACAGUGAACAAAGUUUUCCAUAUUGUGGCAUUUGAAUGCAUGUUCACGAACAAAUCCUUUACUCUUGAGAAAGGUCUGAUAGUUCCCACUGAAAAUGUUGCAACAAUUGCAGACUGUGCCAGUGUGAUUGAGGGUGUAAGUCGCAGUCGCAAUGCCUUAUUGAAUGGAGACACAAAAAACUAUGACUGGGAUUCUGGAUACACGUGCCACCAGCUUGGGAGUGGAGCUAUUGUAGUGCAGCUGGCACAGCCCUACAUGAUUGGAUCAAUACGGUUGCUGCUUUGGGACUGUGAUGAUAGGAGCUACAGCUACUACAUUGAGGUUUCGACAAAUCAGCAACAGUGGACCAUGGUGGUGGAUCGCACAAAAAUUUCCUGCAAAUCCUGGCAAACAAUCACUUUUGAUAAACAGCCUGCAUCUUUUAUCAGAAUAGUUGGAACUCGCAACACAGCUAAUGAGGCUCUUCAAGAACAAGUAGAAGUGUUUCACUGUGUGCAUUUUGAGUGCCCAGCACAAAACAGUACCCACAAGGACGAGAGUAGUAAGGAAGUAGCAACAACAGAGGUGGGGACUGGUGGACAGUAGUUUGUUUCUUGCCCUGUUGGAGCUGCAAGCACCUGGUUCCCUGCAUCCCCUUCCUGGAUCCACCUUGCAUCCUCAUGUUCAUCAGCCAUAAAGGAGGUUGAAGGGGAGCUUUUGCAACCCCACUGACAUUCUAUGAAGUUAUUCAGAACCUUCUUGUGCUGGCACCUUCUCUUUCUUUGUGAAUGAAGGGGACCAUGUCUGAAAGCUGGAAGUAUUGAAAUGGAAAAGGCUUUCUCCCAAGGACAUGAAGAAACUGUUUCACUCUCCUCGAUAUGUUCAAAUCAGGCUGGUCUCCAAGGGGGGAGAAAAUAGGUCUUCAAUCUUCAUCAAGUACCCCAUUAACACCCUACCUCUUUAAUCUAACCUAGGCAAGGAAAACAGAAGGAAAUAAAAGGCAGAGCUACAGUGGAAAUCUAAAAUUACUCAAGCAGAAUGGAAAGCAUAUAAAAUAAGCAUUUGUUCCCAGGAGGCUUUUAUUAGCAAAAAAAAUGUUUAUGGAACACAUCAGUCCAGAAAAUAUUUUAUUUUUAAAGUGAUUCUUCAUCCAUAUUCCAUUGUAACUAGUAAUUUGUUUUCUAAAUCAUUUUGAUUCUGUAUUCCAUUUAGUUUCUUAUUUUUGGCUAUAGCAAAUGCUGUACAGUAGAUUAAGGAAGUAUCAGACAUGCUUACCUGCUGAGAUGCAAAUUCUCUCAUUCAUCAGUGGGAUGACAAGAAAAGCAUUCAUUAUAUCAACAAACUAAUUAAUGUAUCUAUAUUAAUCUUGACCUUAGUUGACUUUUCAAAGUACAAAAUUGUCAUUUCCUACAUUCAAAAGGAAGUUUCUAAAUCAGACAUCUGUCUUGAAAAAAAUUGUAUUUUUUCACUCCUGAAGAUGAUUAUUUAAAUUUUGCCUGCCUAGGACAACUUGCAACAGAACAUAAAAAUGUUUGGUUUAGAAAAGUGGAACUCCAUCUGGUCACUGACAAGCAGUUGUUCAAAUACCAAAAGAAGAAUUUGCAGAUAAUGUAUAUUUUUCCAAGAAGAGUUGUUUUACAGUCUGGAGCUAAAAAUUCAAAGGCUGUGUAUGCAUUAACAUUUCUCAUGAUCUUCAUAAAAUGUGAUGCUUUUGCACCGUAUUGUAAAAGAUCUGGUUCUUACUUUACAGUCACAGAAUUCAUUAUCCAUCCAUAUCUGUCUGGAUUACAUUGCCUGCUACUUUGCUUGUUCUGUUUUCACACUGAUGAUGAAGUCUCUUAACUCUCCAGAUCUGCAUGACUUUUAGGAAGAACUCCAUGUCGGUCUUUCAGUAUGGGAUAAAGAGAUUUUGUAUUAAGACAAAUGCUGAUGUAAUUGGCAAAAUUGAUUAGGAUGCUUGUUCCUCCUCACAAAGUAUAUUAUAUUGGAAAUGUCAGCUAACCAGUUUUAUGAACCUGGAAUUUCCUGUGGUGAUAAAUAACCUUGUCAGCAGAAAACAAAGCUAGUGCAGGAUAAAUACGGUUUUCCUUUACAUAACCAUAGUGAUAAAAUGAGUUAUAUCAGCAUAGCAAAUUGUAUGUUAAUUUAUCACACUACUUAAUUUGAAAUAAUUUCCCUGUUGGAUACUAGUUGUGCUAAACCCAAGAAGAAAUAUAAUCAGUGGUAGCAAUGAAUCAGAGGAUAUUUCAAAUAUGAAAAGCAUCCCUUUUCUUUCAAAUAAAAUUGAUUAGGCUUUAUCAAUAAUAUUAUAGUAUUUUUCAUUGCCAAAUUACAAUUUAGUUCUGAUAUUUGCAUACAGUUCUCUCCCUUCCCACUGCUGUGUUCUGACUGACUGUUGGUGAAGAUGGAUACUCGCUGUGCUGUAUAGAGCUUGUAAUUCAUGUGCCACAGCUGCCUUAGACAGUGUGGAGUUCUAAGGCAGGAUACUGCUUGUGCCAGCCACCUCCCAGUCUGCAGGGCUGAUUACCUUAUGGCUUAACAGCAUUUGGAGCAUGAAAGAAUUGAGACCAGCUACUGAGGACAUCACUCUUAUAUUUAUAUAUAAAUCCAAAAACUUGGAAAUUUUUACCUUUAAAACCAAACUUUUUCAGUUGCAAUCCAUGCUGUAACUACUGAGAUGCCUGCAGCAUGUCUUGCUUUUGACUGUGUGGCAGUGGUGGUAUUUCUUUCCAGUUCCAUCAAACAAGUCUGCUUUUCUCAAACUGGAUAAACAAAGGGUAGAACUUCCUAGCUGUUAGUAUUUAGUGGCCACCUCUGUAGAGAAUGUUAAAAAAACUAAAAUCAAAAAAGGUUGUGCCAUCUGGUCUGAGCCUAGGCUCUCAUAGAAAGAAUGGAAUUUUUCCAUUUGUAAUCUUUUAUGUGCACAGUUAAUUUUUAUGAUACAAAUAAGUCUUGUAGGCUAUAAUGUAUGGAGCAUCUGUUUGAUCUUGUCCUGUAACUCAUUGUGGAACAGAAAUGUCUUUAUUUCCCAUGACAUUCACUCUCUGCCAAUAAUCUGGAUGAACAUAUCUGAGAUCCUGAAAGCAAAAACUCUGAGGUCCUACUGACCCUUCAGUUUCCCACCCCCAUAAAUCUAUAGAAAGCAAAAUCACUUUGCAUUGUCCCUUCAUGCAGGUGAACAGCAAUUUUUAGUAUUAGACUUCUAAGUCCUGCCACAAGCCCUUCACACUUUCAAGCUUUACCCUUUUUAUUUAAAGAUACAAUGUUUACAGAGAGCUGAACUCCUUUGGGUCUUCCAAUACUGCCCACCAACAAACACCCCUAAUACCUGUAUUGCCUAAAAGAGUCUCUUGUCUUAAACUUGUGUCACAAUGUGUCGGUAGUGACAAAGGAAGAUAUAACACAGAACUGAUUUGUGAUUUUGUGUGAAUGUUCUCAUUCUUUCUAAUUAUUGUCUGUAUUUAUUGACUCCUGAGUUCAGAUGGACUUCUUGUAUAUUCCUCUGAAGUUGUGUUUUUUUCCUUUUCUUUUUACCUUUGCUUUUCCUUUCAGUGAAAGUAAGUUGUGCUGUUGCAGCAUAGUAUCAGGGUUUAUCAAAGUGAUGAAAUGCUGUAAUUAUUCAGAACUGUGUAAUCAGUCUUACUCUAUUUAGAACAAGGUUAGAGCAGAACUGACCAGGUACUCAUUGCUUUCUUAUCAGAAACUAUAAAAUAGACCUGUUGUUAGUGUUCUGUAUAAUGGAAAUAACUAUACUGACAAUAUUGAGCCAUUGAUUCUAUUUAGUACUUCAGUAUCUUUAAAUUCUCCAGGACUCCUUUUCUCGAUUUUACUUCCAUAGGUUGAAUUCAGGCUUAGACUUAAUUCCCGUGGAGCUCAGCAAAGGCCUUUCUAAAAUCUUUUUAUUUAGUUAACUUUUUUCCAAAUGAAAAUAAAAGUUUUUUUAUUCACAGAAUGUAAGGGAAAAUUAUUAUCUGAGGAAAUUAAUUUUUGAAGUGAGCAAACAUUGUGCAGCUUGUAAUUUUUCAAGAUACUUUUCAAGCCAUUUCCAAUCAGCUUUAAAACAAGUUCAAAUGGCUGUUAAAUGGAAUUACAAUGAGAGAAGUUAAUGCAAGUCUAAUGUAAAAGAUAAUACAGAGGAGAAAUCACUAAUUUUGUUAGACUGAGAACUCUUCUUCAUUGCAGUUUCCUUCCUUCAGAGCUCCAUUUCUUUCUUCUUUUCUCCAUGAAAAUCAUUGAGUCAUUGAUUAUGACAACUCAUAUCAGAGCUCAGUGCUUCUCAGAAUUGCUGAAAAAUUCAGUUUAAUGCAUCUUCAUCGUUACUAAUGACAACAUUAGAGAAUUUUCAGCUGAGUACCUGACUUGAUGAGAAUUGGUUUCUAUGAAAGAAAGCAAAAGAAGUCUGUAACUGUUUCAGUCUAAUUAAAUUUUCAGUACAAAAAUUAGAUGACAAAGUUAAUGCCAUUCUUGUCUGAGUGUUGUGUCUGGUUAUAAAGUGACGCCCACUUAGAGACACUUAAUAAGACAUUAGCUAGAACUUUGAUUUAAUAAGAUACAGAUUGCAUUUCUCUAUGAAGAGAAUUGGCUUAUAUUUUGACAGUUUACUGUCAAAUAAACAAGUCAGUGCAUUGGUAAUUCUGUUGUUGUGGCUAGAGUAGUAAGAAAAUAUAGAGUCAGUAAGAGUUAAUGUAUCCAAGAAUAAACAUUUAGGCUUGUGUGUCAUCAUAUCAGUUGCCAGAGGACUAAACCAUGCUUCAGAAAUAGUUGUAGAUCCCAGAGGAUACUUGAGGCCUGGUUUCCAUCCCCAUCUCUCAGUUAAUGGUUCUAUUUAGGUUACAAUUGUUAGUUCUCUCUGAACUGAUUGUUAUUGUUGUCAGUUGUACUAGUUUACUUAUAUAUAUAUAUAUAUAUAUAUAUGUGUGUGUGUGUGUGUGUAUGUGUGGAAGUUCCAUAAAGCUUUGUUCAGGAUACAGAAGGAAAGUUUCUGGGCCAAGUUUUAGGACUGCUUAAAUACUUUUAUAUAUAUAUAUAUAUAUAUGUAUGUAUGUAUAUGUGUGUGUAGUAUAUGUGUAUUAAAUUGAGGUCAUAGCAAAUUAUUUAGCUUGCAUUUAGAAUAUGUCCUAAAGCUCCAAAAUGAAGAACAAAAUCUGUGCAGGCAGGUGUGAAAUGCUGCUGUUGCGGUAUGGCAGGAUGCUGGUUGCUUUAAAAGUGCAAAUGUCUAAAAAAGGUACAGGCAAACCAGUCCAAAGUUUUUGUCCAGUUGUUAAAUAUUGGUGAUCUGGCUGCAGUGAGGUGUAUACAAUAUAAAGUAAGUUAAAUGCUCAUCUCAAAGAUGGUCUGAAGAACACAUACUUCUCCUAACUACCUUGUCCGCCAUGGCUUGCAGUGUUUACACAGUGAACCUUCACAGCACUUCUGUUACCUGCUGAAAAAAGCCCUGCAGUCUUUUUGGCCCUUGCCAAACUUUUGUUGCAAAGCUUUGGCUGAGGUAAUGACAAAGUCCCACUCGUUUUCCACAGUGGAAUCUGAGUCUGUGUUUGAAUGCUUACAUGGAAAGUUUUAAAAUCACUCUGCAACUUUCUUUAGAUAAAGAAAGCCCGAAUUUAAAAGUGCAACAUAGCAUGAGGAAACUACAGGUAUCUGUCAUAUGCCCACGUACUGACAGCCUGUGCAACCACACACCCAUCCUAUCAUACUGUAUGUGUUUAAUUACUAUGGUAUGUCCAGAUGGUGCAAGUGAAGAAUGAGCUCUGUACACCCAUGACAUUAUCCAUUUUCACACAGACAGUCAUUAGAGAAGUACUAUUCAUGAUGAUCCUUGCAGCCUAAUACAAUAAUACAACUCAGUGUUCUGAAAAAAUUAUAAUUGAUUUUUUACAUGCACAUAAUGGAAUUGAAGUUCAGAUUACUAAAUAUAUGCAUGAGUGGUGGCAUCACCCUGCACAGGUAUGAACAUGCCCCUCUAGUGCCUCUUACUACUUAGCCCCUGGACUAUCACAAAGGAGGAAAACUGCACUAUUGAUAAAAUGAACAUUUAUCCAUCCUUUCUGUACUUAUCUUGGCACAUCUAUUCUCUCUGCAGCUGCUCAGUUAAACAAGUUUCUCAUCAUUUUCAGAAUUAUCCUCUGACUCCUGAAAACUGGCAGAUACAUAACAACUUCAGUCAAUUAUUUUAAGUGGUCUGAGGAAUUUUCAAAAUUAAUCUAAUAAGGUCUUUUAAAUUCUGUGUGUCCAGAAAGUGCUGGCCAAGUCCUGAAAUGCCAGGUGAGUUGGACAGUGUUACUACACAGAUGAGGGUAUCUAAACUAUGUGUCCUGUAGUCCAAGUGAACAGUAGUUAUCACAAAGCAUCUUUCUGUAGAGGAAUCAGGGAAUCACAGAAUGAUUGGGUUGGAAGGGACCUCAAAUAUCAUCACGUUCCCGUCUCCCUUCCAUGACAGGGGCACAUUUCACUAGACCAGAUUGCUCAGAAACCCAUCCAAGCUGGUCUUGAACACUUCUAUGGAUGGGCAUCCAGAUCUCUGGGUAACCUGUUCCAGUGCCUCACCACCCUCAUAGUAAAGAAUAUCUUCCUAAUACCUAAUCUAAAUCUACUCUCUGUCAGUUUGAAGCCAUUCCUUCUUGUCCUACCACUACAUGUCCUUGUAAAACAUCCUUCCAUCUCUCCUGUAGGCUCCCUUUAUGUACUGGACAGCUGCAGUCAGGUCAUCCCAAAGCCUUCUCUUUUCCAGGCUGAGCAAUCCCAGUUCAGCCUUUCCUUCAUUCAUGUAAUUUAUGGUCUACAUCACCUGUCUGUGUUGUCUCUCUAUUCCUGACCUUAGUUGCUAGGUGAUGAGUUUUGUGGUUGAUACCUAGAAUCCAAUAAGUGUGUUUAACCACAGAUGUCAAGAAUUUUUUGUCUUUACUCAAAACUUUUAGCUUGUGCUUUGAAAUGUAGUCAGGCCACAGAAUUGGCUUUUGGACAUCUUCUAUAGCUGUCUGUUGGAUUUGUGAGUUAUCUUCAAUUGCUAAAAGAUGGUAAGAUUCCUCUCAGUAAUUUCUCAUAGAGAUUUGUCAUGCUGAGAAAUGGCUUUUGAAACAGUCAUGGCAGGUUCAUUGCUGGAGAACAGGGGCAGGUUUCUUCUGCUUCUGUGAACCAGGAUCCUAUUUGGGUUAUUCUCUAAGUUUGGUUUUGCCAUUUUUAAUAACAAGGGUGUCGGUGUUGUGUGAUCUGGAUCUGUGUCAGAAAUUGUGUCACUUAUUCAUUUUGAGAGGUAAAUACUUAAAAGAAUGUAUUUAUGCAGUAAUACAAAGCUCAUGAGGCCUGGAUGGUUAGAUUAGAAAUAUCACUUAAAGCAAGAGCUGGAGUUGCAAAGAGAGCAGUUUGGGGGAAAGAAAGACUGGUGUGCAUAUAUAGAGAUGGAAAUGUAUGUGUUAAGCAAGCUGAGUGACUAUUUGCAAAGAUGUGUUUCUACAGCAAAGAUGUGUUUCUAUAGCAAAGAUGUGUUUCUCUAUGGCCUUUUUUUGUUAAAAACAGAAUUUUGUUAAGGAAUCUAUCACUCAUCUGAAUGUGAGUGCUAAAAGAGAACAUAGGAAGUAAGGCUGUAGUAAUUUUUAUGGCAAGAGCAACACAAAUAUACAAUUCUUGUGGUCUGAGCUAGUUCUGUUUGUCCCCAAUCUUUCCGGCUCUUACUUUUUCCUAAUGCUUUCCCCAACCUGCUUGCUGCUCCUUUUCUUUUCCUCCCUACAGAGCAUCAUAUCACUGUUGCUGGAGUGUUCCCUGUAAUUUUCCUCCAUAUUGUGAUCUAUUAAGGAAUUUUAAAAACUUAUUGAUUUUUACCUCUUUAUCCUACGCUGAAUAAAAUAUCAUCAUCCCCUUUCAUUCACAUCAGACUCUAAGCUACCACUAGACUUGUGCAAUGAGCAACAUUUAAAUUUGGCUCUCUAUGGAUGUGUGAAUUACUAGUCCUUUUGGGCCUUGUACUUCUGUGAUCUGUUUACAGUCUGUUACCCUGAGGACAAAAACAAGUAAGAAGUUUACUGUUGACUUAGGAAGUAGGCCAGGUUUUAUGCUGGCUUACAUAACUUAAGUUUAAAUCUAAAUUUUAAUAUUCCUUUCUCACCAUGGUACAUCAGAUAUACACUCAAUUUGCUAGUUGUGCAUUGUCCAAGGCAUUAAUUGUACAUAACUGUUCUUUCCUAAAUAAACUGCAUCAUCAAGAGUGAACCUUGAAAGAAUUCAUAACUUUUCAGUCCCUGUGUGAAAGUAUUUCAGCUGUCCAGGGAUCUGAACAUCACACUGAGUACAUGGAUUCAUUUUGUGAAGUACAGCAUUACUUCACAAUUUGGACCCCAUGUCUAUUAACCUUGUCCAGUCUCUCAUAAAAUGUUCCUUCCUUUUUGCUUUGCUCAAUUUCACUAUUGUCUUUGGUUUUCUUUCUUAAGUGAAUGUUAAUGUUGAGAUCCAGGCUAAAUAGAAGUUUAGCUUUUAGUGAACUUUUUCACUCAUUCUCUGUCAGUGGCUCCUCUUCCUUGACAGACAGUGAUUUAAAUCCAUUUUGCACUAUGUUACCCUCCCUUUCUCUGUAGCAAUUAUAAUUGUAUCUUGAAAUUUUUGAGCAUUAAAUUCCUUUCCUUCUUUCUCAUAGAGUGGUUCUAAACUACCUCAGACUUUGUUGUGAACAGGUACGAGUUUCAGCUACAGUUUUUAGCCUUUAUCAUAGUCCUUGAAUGUUCUUUAAGUGCAUGUGUAUGUAGCAAAACCAGCCUGCCAGACCCUGAUUGCAUUUUCAGGAAUACUGUCCCAGGUGAGACAUGUAAUUGGGAUGACCUCACAGCCACACCUGUUCAGGCUCUUGCUGAUACCUCUUUCAAGAAAAGCUUUUCAGGAGCACAACUUCUGGAAUGGGAAGUGCUUCAACUUUCUCUUUGAAGGGACAUGAUGCUGCCUGCACUGGAUGACUUCCACCUCUCCAUUAUUGUGACAAGCAUCAUAAAACUGCAUCAUCAGGCCUCCAUCCCUGGCUGCAGGAUCCAUGCUAUUGCAUUGGACUGUGCUCAUCAUAUGAGAAUAAACCCCACAUGAUGUGUUCUGAUAACCUUGGUGUCAUUUUAUUGUCAUUUUAUACUGUGGCAGACAUGCAUUACCAACCCUUUGAGCUAAUUAGAUUUCAGGUUAAAUGGUGGUUGCAGAUUGUGCUGCAGUGACCCAGCUUAUAACUUUGGGAAUUGUCUGGUUUUGUAAGUUAUCCAUUGAACAACCCAGCAAACCUCAUUAGUACUGAUUUCCUUUUCACCAGCAGACAUGCACAUCAUCAAACAAGCAUUUUGUAACAUGGAAUUUUCUAUGAGCAUCUGGAAAAAGAAGCAUCCCAAUUAUUUUCUUAGUAGCAAUGUGUGUAUUUGUAAUGAAAGUUUUAGAAUUAUUAAACUGCUGUAAGCUGUUUUGUGCAUGCUCUGGCAUUGUAUUAACAGUUUGUAUUAACAGCUGAUAAGCAGAGGGCUGUGGCAAACAAGGAAGGCUGGCUGUGGAUUUUACAGUUUCAAAGAGCAGCAGAGUGCCAGAGUGGAUGUAGGACCAGACAAUGCUCAAAGCAAAUCAUAAAGUGAAACUGUUGUGCUUUGUAUUUAUUUCUUUGGGGAUUCUUCUUCAAAGUAUUUAACUUCACAGGAAAAUAGAGAGUAUAUUUAAAAUAGUAACAAUUAGAAAUACACCUUUUCAAGAAUGAGAGAGGUGUGAUUUGAAAAAUAAAGUGAUCUUUUGUGCUUAACUGCU